AUGACACUUGUACCAAAUAUUUCUUCAACCACGCCGCGUCCAGGCACCAGCCACGCGAGCCCACCUCCAGCGUUGGCCCAACAGUCCGUUUAUCCUCCUCCGUUGACCAAUCCCGCUGUACUAGGAUCGACCAAGACCUCCACCACAAUUCCGAACACCAAACCCGGAUCGAAACCGGUCAAUAUAUUUUCCAAUGAUGGCUCAUUCCUGGAGAGAUUCCACCAGCUGAAGCAGGAAGACGACGUGAAGAAGAAGGAAAAGGAAAUCUUGGAACGGAAGAGGAAGUUCGCCGACAGAUUUAAAAACCGAGGCAAGCGAGCAUCAAGCUCAAGCAGUGGUCAUCCCUCUGGUUCUAGUACACCCUCUGACGGCGCAGAAUCCUCCGAACCCGCAACCAAGAAAGCUAGAACAGACAACUCGUCGGACAAGGUGGAUCAGCCUCUUAACAAGUACCAACAAGAGCUCAAGUCACUGAACAUCAAUGCCAACCUCAAGGAUGCUGGAACCGGUGGUUUGAAUUUCCUCGAUCUCUUCCGGUGA
This is a messenger RNA of Coprinopsis cinerea okayama7#130, 540 nucleotides long. RefSeq lists its product as hypothetical. The record is from RefSeq and is a predicted model, not a curated record. Bases 1 to 540 code for a protein of 179 amino acids. The transcript is spliced from 6 exons. NCBI's taxonomy places the organism in Eukaryota, Fungi, Basidiomycota, Agaricomycetes, Agaricales, Psathyrellaceae.